GAUGAAUUCCUUCUUCAGAUAAUGUUAAUUUGUAUAUUACUGUCAUGAUUGCAUCCGUAUUCUUCUCGUUCGUUAAAUUUUUGAAAUCUGUAAUCGUGAAAAGAUAAAAAUCGGAAUGGAUCCGGAGAUGGGGAUGCCUAGCCCUAAUCCGAACAACGCGUACGGAGAGCCUCCGUCGCCGUCUCCCUCUCCGUCCCCUCGAGCGCCGGCACUGGUGGUUUCCAAUUCCAGCAAGUCGCUGGCCGUGUCUAACUCUGCCAAGGCUUUGCUCGUUUCUAAUUCUGCCAAGGCUCUGCUGGCAUCGAGUUCCAGUAAAAGGAUGGACGCUUCCGGGAAGAAGAAGUACGUGAAGCAAGUGACAGGCAAGCACAAUGACACGGAGCUACAUCUGGCGGCUCAGCGUGGGGAUCUGGCGGCAGUGAGGCUGAUCCUGGAAGAGAUUAACGAGCAGAUGCUCAAGACGAUGACCGGGGCUGAGUUUGAUGCGGAGGUGGCGGAGAUUAGGGCAGCCAUGGUGAAUGAGGUGAAUGAAUUGGGGGAGACGGCACUGUUCACCGCGGCUGAGAGGGGAUACAUUGAUGUGGUUAAGGAGUUGCUUCCUUACACAACCAAAGAGGGGAUUACUAUUAAGAAUCGGUCGGGUUUCGAUGCCUUGCACAUUGCUGCCAAUCAAGGCCAUGAAGCUAUUGUAAAGUUGCUGUUGGAUCACGAUUCGGAACUAAGCAAGACAAUCGGUCAAUUGAAUGCAACUCCUCUUAUAUCAGCAGCCACUAAAGGUCAUGCAGUAGUUGUCAAUGAGUUACUCACCAAGGAUUCUAGCCUGUUAGAGAUUGCCAAGUCGAAUGGCAAGAAUGCGUUACAUUUCGCUUCGCGCCAGGGGCACGUGGAGGUCGUUAAAGUGUUGCUGGGAAAGGACCCGCAACUGGCAAGAAGAACUGAUAAGAAAGGACAAACUGCUUUGCACAUGGCUGCAAAGGGCACUAGCUCUAAGGUGGUAAGGCUGCUUCUCCAGGCAGAUGCAGCCACUGUUAUGCUCCCUGACAAGUUUGGUAAUACUGCUCUGCAUGUUGCCACAAGGAAAAAGAGGGUUGAGAUAGUGAAUGAGCUCUUACUGAUCCGUGAUACCAAUGUCAACGCUCUGACAAGAGACAACAAAACAUCACUUGACAUAGCUGAAGGGCUUUCUUUCUGUGAAGAAAUCGGAGAAAUAAAGGAAUGCUUGACACGUUUCGGUGCCAUUAGAGCAAAGGAACUAAACCAGCCGCGCGACGAGCUUAGGAAAACCGUAACAGAGAUUAAAAAAGAUGUACACACACAGCUCGAACACGCUCGCAAGACUAACAAGAACAUGAAUGGCAUUGCUAAGGAGCUUAGGAAGCUCCACAGAGAAGGAAUCAACAAUGCCACCAAUUCAGUCACUGUCGUCGCCGUGCUGUUUGCCACUGUUGCCUUCUCGGCCAUUUUCACAGUCCCCGGGGGCGACGAUGAAGAUGGGAAGGCAGUCAUGGUGGGCACCUCAGCUUUCAAGAUCUUUUUCAUCUCCAAUGCCGUUGCACUCUUCACGUCUCUGGCUGUGGUGGUUGUACAAAUCACAGUGGUGAGGAGAGAAAUAAAAUCCGAAAGAAGGGUUGUGGAGGUGAUCAAUAAGUUGAUGUGGUUGGCCUCGGUUUGCACCACGCUCGCGUUUGUCUCAUCGGCUUAUAUAGUUGUUGGGAAACGGCAUAGGUUCGCCGCAGUUCUUGUUACUGUGAUAGGUGGGGUGAUCAUGGCUGGGGUUCUAGGCUCCAUGACUUACUAUGUGGUGAAGUACAAAAGGAUUAGGAAAGUGAGGAAAAAGCAGAAGUUUUCGAGGGGUGGUGGGAACAAUUCAUGGAGAUAUUCAGACUUUUCUGAAUCAGAAGUUAACUCAAUAUAUGCAAUCUGAUUGAUAGAUGGCUUCUUAAUUGGUUAGCUAGGGAUACAAAUCCAGAGGUGUAAAUAUUGGAUUUGCACUGUUGUACAUGAAAAAAAUCCAUUGGAGCUCACAUAUUUUUGUUUGUCUACUGAGCAUUUUAAUCAAACUUGCCAAAUUCCCAUUUUAUUUUCAAUGCUCUUUCUUGCAAAAAGUGGAAUGAAGUUGUGGUUGUUGA
Messenger RNA from Cuscuta campestris, 2129 nucleotides. NCBI's taxonomy places the organism in Eukaryota, Viridiplantae, Streptophyta, Magnoliopsida, Solanales, Convolvulaceae. The record is from the annotation of a GenBank genome assembly.